CUUAUUCGAAUUGUAUUAAAGGAGUGAACGAGUAAUGUAUAGUAAUAUAUUCUCAUUAUUGUAGUUCGAAGUGAACGACAAUCUGAGCACCACAUUUAUUUGAAAUUCUGAACGAGACUGCGUUUUUUCUUUGUUGCAAAGUCCAGCAUGUUGAAUUCUUUCACUCAUGAGAAAUAUGUUUACCUCGUGGUUUUGUCAGGAAACCUCCUGGCUCUCACCGGAGAUGCAUCCAUGUCUUGGUCGUCACCCGUACUCACAAAACUCAACAGCACUGGUUCAGAUAACCCAAUGGGAGCACCACUGAGUGAAGACGAACGUUCCUGGAUAGCGUCUGUGAGCGGUCUAGGAUCACUGAUCGGUGUCAUUCCCUUCGUCUUCCUUCCAGAUCUCAUAGGAAGAAAACCGAGUCUGUUACUCAUCGGAAUACCGCACAUGAUAUCAUUUGGGCUAGCAGCUAUCGCAAAAUCAGUAUUCACGCUAUACGUUGCCAGAUUUUUCAGUGGCAUCUCCACAAUUUCCUGCUACGUUGUACUACCCAUGUAUGUGGCGGAAGUUUCCGAAAACUCCAACAGAGGUCUCAUGCUAGUCACUUUCGGAAUCUUCUCACAUUUCGGUAGUCUAUUGUCAUACUCUGCCGGUCCCUAUUUUUCCAUGUUUUGGUUCAACAUGUUCCUGUUUAUGUUUCCUGCAGCUUUCUUCUUAUCAUUCCUUCUGAUAGCUCCCGAGUCUCCGUAUUUCCACGUACUGAAGAAGGACUACACUGCAGCAACUAAAUCUCUGGAGAAAUUGGGACGUAGCAACCCUGAAGCAGAGCUGGAGAAGAUAAAGGUUGAAAUAGAAGGCUCGAAAAAGGGAGAUAUAUUAAAAACGUUGAUGAAAAAGCAUGCUCUGAAAGGAAGUUUGAUAGCGUUGAUGUUGACAACCUUCCAGCAACUAUCUGGGCAGGCUGUGUUCACUUCCUACACCCAGGAAAUAUUUGUGGAAGCUGGUAGUAGUAUCAAAGAUUCAGCUACAAGCUCUUUGAUCGUUGGUAGUGUUACAUUUUUUGCUAGUUUUCUGUGUCCAUUCGUAAUAGACAAGAAGGGUCGUAGAUUCGUUCUUGUUAUUUCCAUUACCGGUAUUAUAAUCAUGGAACUGAUUUUUGGUUCGUAUUACUACUUAAGAGAGGAAAAUUAUGACAUCACUUCGGUCAAGUGGCUACCUCUGGUUUGUUUGAUGGGAUAUAUGCUCUUCUUUUCUAUUGGUAUGGGUCCGAUGCCUUUGACGAUCACUUCAGAGAUCUUACCGGGAAAUAUUAAGUUUUUUGUUUCCACUGUUUCCGGUAUAUUUGGAACCAUAAGUUCAACACUACUGCGAAAGAAUUACUACGUUUUAAACAACAAUUUGCAUUACUUUGGCACCAUAUGGUUGUUCGCUGGAUUGAGUACGUUUUUGUUGAUAUUUGUUUUGUUGGUAGUACCGGAAACUAAAGGAAAAAGCUUUUCUGAAAUAUUGAAGAAAUUAGGUAAAUGAUUGAGGAGAUCCGCAAUAGGUACACUGAAGUAAAUUAAUUGUUACCAACUCAGAUAAUUUAAUAAUUUGAAUAUUUCGUUUUGUUAAAAAUUUGUUUAAAAUUCCUAAUUGUCUAAUGAAAGAUAUGAAUAUUGUAGGUACAUAUAUAGUUUAUAUUCUCUCUUUCGCAAAAUGUCUAUAUUUAUACUCAGUGACGAUAAUGUUACUCCUAUAAGAAAUAAUACGUUCAAUUUUGUUUUUGACCACAAAGUCUAAUAGACAAUAAGCUCUACGAGACCAUAAUAUCAAAUUGACUAUUUGAAACAAUGAGUUGGGGAAUAAGUUAUUGUUUAAGCUCACCCAACUUCUCGAAACCAAUCAUUCUGGAUAUAACCAUUCUUAUGUUACUGAGUAUAUGUUCUUGAAAUAUGAAACACAGAUAGUAUAUGUUCUUGUAAUAUGAAACACAGAUUAAAUAGUAUCAUAUCAUUCGUAAAGGAGAUUUUAUUCUUUUCAAAAUUCAAAUCAUAUCAAAGCACUUACGUGAAUUUUUUCACGAACGUUCACAUAUACAUUCAAACUA
Messenger RNA from Harmonia axyridis, 2074 nucleotides. Its product is annotated as facilitated trehalose transporter Tret1-like. Gene Ontology annotation, biological process: transmembrane transport. Bases 148 to 1512 code for a protein of 454 amino acids. Gene Ontology annotation, cellular component: membrane. The transcript has 2 exons. Gene Ontology annotation, molecular function: transmembrane transporter activity. NCBI's taxonomy places the organism in Eukaryota, Metazoa, Arthropoda, Insecta, Coleoptera, Coccinellidae. The record is from RefSeq and is a predicted model, not a curated record.